Messenger RNA from Ziziphus jujuba (common jujube), 2195 nucleotides. Its product is annotated as protein NRT1/ PTR FAMILY 1.2-like. Gene Ontology annotation, molecular function: transmembrane transporter activity. The transcript has 6 exons. Lineage: Eukaryota; Viridiplantae; Streptophyta; Magnoliopsida; Rosales; Rhamnaceae. The record is from RefSeq and is a predicted model, not a curated record. Gene Ontology annotation, cellular component: plasma membrane. Gene Ontology annotation, biological process: transmembrane transport. The coding region runs from base 320 to 2059 and encodes 579 amino acids.
CCGCACCGCUCACUGAGAAAGAGACUCAUAUAUCCAGGAAAAUGCUUGCAAAAAGUUAAAAGGACAUGCCAGUCUCUGUUUGCACCUCACACUCAAAUUCUUAAUUUGCACUCUUACACUGACAGUUUGUCAUUAAUUUUAUGAAGUUUCCCCGCCCCUGCUCUACGGACAAGAUCAGCUUCAGGAACACUCCAAAAACGCCUCUGCUUUAGCCAAUACACCACCAUACUACAACAAAAAGCCACACCCUCCACAGUAAAAAGGGAGAUACCCAAUAGAGCAUAUUAUCUGGGAGGAACAAGCCACACUCGGCAGAUUAAUGGCAACUACUCCAACCAUUGAGGAAAAUGGGACAAUGAAAGAGCCACUUUUGAGAAACUCCAACUCCAAAGGUGGCGUUAGAACCUUGCCUUUCAUUAUAGCAAAUGAGGCAUUUGAGAGAGUGGCAAGCCAUGGGCUUCAACCAAAUAUGAUACUGUAUUUGACGAAAGAGUACGCUCUGUCUGCUGCUAGAGCCGCCAAUAUACUCUUCCUCUGGUCCGCCGCUACAAAUUUCACUCCCAUUGUCGGAGCUUUUCUGGCUGAUUCUUAUAUGGGUCGCUACUCGAUUAUUGGCUUCGGCUCCAUCAUUAGCCUUCUGGGGAUGGUUCUGUUAUGGUUAACAGCCCUCAUUCCACAAGCAAGACCAUUUUGCGACCGGUUUAGCUGCACCGGCGCAUCCCCGGCAACAUCUCAACUUCUACACUUGUACUCGUGUUUCGGACUCAUGUCGAUCGGAGCUGGUGGAAUAAGAUCAUCUUCACUAGCUUUUGGUGCGGACCAAUUGGACACCGGAAAUAGCCUGAAAGAUGCAGGCCUUUUAGAGAGGUUCUUCAGCUGGUACUAUGUUUCAAUCACUGUCUCGGUGUUUGUUGCGGUUUCAGGUAUCGUGUAUAUUCAAGACAACAUGGGAUGGGAAGUUGGUUUUGGAGUUCCUGUCCUGCUCAUGCUCUUGUCUGCGAUUUCUUUCUUCUUGGCUUCUCCAUUCUAUGUUAAGUUGAAGUCUAACAAGAGUUUGCUUACUAGUUUUGCACAAGUCCUUGUGGCCUCUUAUAAAAAUAGAGAUAUCCAAUUGUCAUCAUGUGGAACUGAUGAUUUUUACUAUCACACAAAAGGAACAGUGUCCAGGCCAAGUGAAAAUUUAAGGUUUUUAAACAGAGCAUGCAUCAUUAGAAAUCCUCAGCAAAACUUUACCCCAGAUGGAAAAGUUUCAGAUCCUUGGAGUCUUUGCACAGUGAAUCAAGUAGAUGAGCUCAAGGCACUAAUCAAGGUAAUGCCCAUUUGGUCAACAGGAGUCAUGAUGUCGGUGACCAUGAGUCAAAACUCAUUUCCGGUGCUUCAAGCAACCUCCAUGGACCGACACGUUACUUCGAACUUCGAAAUUCCUGCAGGCUCAUUAGGCUUGUUCACAAUGACUUCUAUGAUAGUAUGGGUUGCUCUUUAUAACCGCAUAAUCCUCCCUGUAGCAUCAAAAAUCAAAGGGAAAUCCGUUCGUCUAAGUUUGAAAGAAAGAAUGGGGAUCGGAAUCAUCAUCUGUUGCAUAGCAAUGGCGGUAUCAGGCAUGGUUGAGAGCAUUAGGAGGGAAAUUGCAAUACAACAAGGAUUUUCAGAUGAACCAGAAGGCGUGGUGAACAUGUCUGCAAUGUGGCUAGCGCCGCAGAACAUCCUUUUGGGUAUAGCUGAGUCUUUCAAUGCCAUUGGGCAAUCGGAAUUCUUCUACACGGAGUUGCCCAAAAGCAUGUCAAGUAUUGCAUCAGCUCUUUUUAUACUGGGGAUGUCUGUUGGGAACUUGGCUUCAAGCUUUAUUAUGAACACAGUGGAUGCUAUUACCAAAAGAGGAAAUGGGGAGAGUUGGGUUUCAAGCAAUAUCAAUAAGGGACACUAUGAUUACUAUUGUUGGCUUCUUGGUUGUUUGAGCUUUGUUAAUUUCUUAUAUUUUCUUGCAUGUUGCAAGGCUUAUGGUCCUUGUAAAGAUGAAAGGAAUGGGGAUUUAGGUGGAGAUGGGGAAAUUGAUGAGUAAAAUUUAGUUGUUGUAGCAGCUUUUCUUUCAAAGUAGUUUUUGUUUUUAUGCUUUUUCAUCAAGUAGUUUUCCGUGGACUUGUGGAAUGAUUACUUUUAUGUGAUUAUAAUUAUGUAGGCAUUUUAGCUUUCAAGAA